GACAUUGUUAUAAGCGAAGUCCACAUGCCGGAGAUGGAUGGUUUUAAGCUUUUGGAGCACAUUGGAUUGGAGAUGGAUCUGCCAGUCAUCCUGAUGUCGGCGGAUGUUAGCAAAAGUGUUGUGAUGAGAAGUGUCACUCAUGGUGCUUGUGACUAUCUGAUAAAACCGGUUCAGAUGAAGGAAUUGAAGAACAUAUGGCAGCACGUGAUUCGUAAGAAGAAGUAUGAGUGUAAGGAAAAGGAUAUGGAACAGUUUGGAAGCAUGGAAGAAAGAGAUUGGCAGCACAAGCCUACGGAUGAUGCUGAGUACUCCUCUUCAGCUUACGUAGGGAAUUGGAGAAGUUCGAAAGAGGGAAGAGGAUGAGGACAGAUGGUGAUGACAAAGGAUGAUUCAUCUACAUUGAAGAAACGUGUCAUUUGGAGUAUUGAGCUGCACCAGCUAUUUUGUAACCGCUGUUAAUCAACUUGGAAUCGACAAUGCUGUACCAAAGAAAAUAUUGGAAUUAAUGAAUGUCCCGG
This is a messenger RNA of Salvia hispanica, 518 nucleotides long. Lineage: Eukaryota; Viridiplantae; Streptophyta; Magnoliopsida; Lamiales; Lamiaceae. The record is from RefSeq and is a predicted model, not a curated record.